AAGAGACGCAGUAUUGACUGUCAUUACAUCAAAUGCAAGCAUCCUUCUAGGACUAGACCACACUUCAGAAUAGGCUACGGUACUCUACCGCUAACAAGGACGUUUUUCUUUUGGAUUUCGCGUUUUUACUAUUUUUCUUUAAUAAAGACUUGUGUUCUUGACUGUUACAAAUAUGAAGGAAAGGAGAAAUCCACAACCGUUGGUGGUGAGAUGUAAACUGGUUCUUGUUGGGGAUGUUCAAUGCGGAAAAACUGCGAUGUUGCAAGUCCUCGCGAAGGAUUGUUAUCCAGAGACUUAUGUUCCCACAGUGUUUGAGAACUACACAGCGUGUCUGGAACUUGAGGAGCAGCGUGUGGAGCUCAGUCUGUGGGACACGUCAGGUUCUCCCUACUAUGACAAUGUGAGGCCUCUCUGUUACAGUGACUCUGAUGCGGUGCUCCUCUGUUUUGACAUCAGCCGCCCAGACACCUUCGACUGUGGGCUCAAGAAGUGGAAGACAGAGAUCUUAGAUUUCUGCCCCAGCACACGCAUCCUUCUCAUUGGCUGUAAGACCGACCUGCGCACAGACGUCUGCACCCUGAUGGAGCUGUCCAAUCAGAAACAGGUCCCCAUCACCCAUGAGCAGGGUUCCUCCAUGGCCAAGCAGCUUGGUACUGAGGCCUACCUGGAGUGUUCAGCGUUCACCUCAGAGAAGAGUAUCCACAGUGUGUUCCGUACGGCCUCUCUGGCUUGCAUCAACAAGCUCCAGCCCCUCCCCAAGACCAGCCCCACUCAACGCUUAUCCAAGAGGCUCCUCCAUCUCCCCAGCCGCUCCGAGCUGCUCUCCUCCACCUUCAAGAAGGAGAAGACCAAGAGCUGCUCCAUCAUGUGAGUGGAGACCCGGGGCGGGGUGGCUUUCGCUCCCUUCCAACACGCUGCUCCGAUUCCCCAGAACCCCUUGACUGUUUGGUUUGGGGAAGGUGUGGUUGGUUUCAUCACGAUAGCUUUAACAUGAGAAGGCUCUUCCUCCAUGCUGACCCCCCCCCCCCGCCCCCAAAGUCAAAUAAAUUCAGAACAGGUGGACACCUUGUCCUGAACUACUCUUCAGUGCAUAUCACAUCUUUUCCACUACUGUAACUUGGCUUUUUGAUCAUCAGCGAACCAUUUUUCUCACCUGUUACAGUAACGGUAUGCAACCAUGAUGGCGUGACAUCACUACUAUUUAGGACCAUGUUGAUUUGUCCAAAUUGACAUGUGACAAAGCUUUAACAUUGGGAUGUAAAAAUGCCUCUCAAGACAAUUAAAUACCUAUUUAAAAAAACUAAAUUGAGCAUGAUAAUAUCUCAGACAUUACUGAAAAUUGUAUACCCUCUGUAUUACAGAGUGUCAACUAUAAGGUGUAGCAACAUGAGCAAAUCAGUGGUCAAACAGUGUUUGUGCUCUUCUUGAUUAAGGCCCAACGGGGGCUGACUGAUUGAGAGAGAUGUGGAGAGAGGAGUGUUUGAUGGGAUCAUUGCAUGAACAGAGGGCCAUUACACUUCUCAUUGUCUCGGCCGUGAGGAGAGGAGGACUUGACGGAUAAGGGCUGAUUGCGUGAACAGGAAGGUGUCAGGAAGACAGACAAGCAAGCAGGCAGGCGGACGAACGGACAAGCAGACAGGCAGGCAAGCAGGCAGACCAACAUGCAGGCAGACAGACAGACAGAUAUACACACAGACAGACAGACAGACACCAGUGUGAGCCAUCUGCUCUCAGUCAGUGGAGUACCAGGUUACAGAGGAAAAGUACAGAACAGAUGGAUAUUGGAGCUUUGGGAGAAGAAAAGAGGGAAGUUACAAAACAAUGUGAAUGUACUGGAGCUUCCAGAGAUAGAAAACAAUGUGAAUGUACUGGAGCUUCCAGAGAUAGAAAACAAUGUGAAUGUACUGGAGCUUCCAGAGAUAGAAAACAAUGUGAUUGUAGCUGAGAAUUGUCUGAUGAGGAGUGCUUUGAUGAAGAAAAAACCACUUCCAGGGAGUGGGGUAUUGUUUUAACCAGGGCCAUAGGCACAACACAGUUUAAUGCAGCUCUGUCAAGAGAUCUGUGAAGUUACAUCUGGUAAUGGUUGGCAGGUCAGUGUUGCAAUUCCUUGAGGUGAUUAUUUACAGGACUGUCUGUUUGAAACUAGAAGAUGCUGCUUAAAAACUUGGCUGAAUCCACUGGGGAAAUGUGAUGUCCAGUUCACAAAAAUCCUACCACAGAAGAACGUGUAGCAUCACAGUAUUGGUCUUUUGAUAAUCAACGAUGAUCAAACAAUAUACAGUUUCCAUUAUACCAUUCAAGUAAUAACCCCUAAGUUUCAUCAAGAUUUUUGGAAAUAUGGCUGUUGAUUUAUUUAAUGUUCAACAAUAUAGCACUCCACUUCCUUUAGUCUCCUCUCUUCCUAAAUGUUUCUACUCUUCCUUCCCGUUCUCUCGUUAUUCUGUCACACCUCAAGUCCCAGCAUCAUGGAGGGCAGUCCAGUCCAAUGUGUCACUAAACUAGAAGCCUUUUUCAGCUUUAAUAUUUUGCUUCUUGGUUAUAAUCGUGUGUGUGCAGUACAGCAUUGAUCUAUCUCGGCUUUAACUAUCAAGCAAUAAUGAUUUAAGUGAUUGUGAUGCAAAGUCAGCUGAUCGAGUGGCCAACAUAUCCUGCUGCUACUCCAUGGAUAUACAUACAGUAUGGCAGAACAAACUGAACCAUCCUUUCUGCUGUAGAAUCAAGAUGGCGUCCGAUCUGGUUCCACUUUCCCUUCUUCUGUCUCGUCAGUAUCCACUGGUAUGUAAGGUAACCAAUGACAUCUCUCGCUGUGCCACUAAAGAGUUUGGAAUUUGAGUAUGAAGAGGAAUAAUGCUAUUUGAAGAUGUCAGUGAGUCUAUGCUAUCAGUUGUGAAGUAUCGUUGGGAGACGAGUGAGUUAAAGAAAUGAGAAUCUGGUUUUAAACAUUCGGCUCUAGUCACUGUUGGCACUAUUGAAGCUUUUUCCAUUGGGGUACGUUAUGUGGAAGGCUCCUAACUUUUAACACUUUUAACAAUCAAAGUGUGAAAAGGGUCUAGGGUAUAUGGAAAUAUAAUGUAUAUAUUUAGGGAUGUAGAGGAACUAGUAAUAAAAUAAAAAUAUGCAGGCUGGCCAAAGAAAGAAGGCGUUUUUUCCACGAUUCAUUUUGGGGUUUGUGUGUUUUUAUUUUGGUAUUAAAGCUUGAAUUGAAUCCUUUUGUGUAUGUGUGUGUGACUGAGACAGUGUUUGUUAACCUAUGUGGUGAGCUGUGGACGACCCCCAUGGUGGUCAGUCAGUCUGUGAUUUGAUUUGCACAAAGGCUCUAGUUCCUUUGGUCACACACUGGAAAUCCUCAGCAUUGCCUAGCAACAGUUCAACACAGGAAACCAAUCCAGACUCAGAAUGGCUCAUCGGUUGGUUCGUUGCACAGAUAGGGAGUAAAGGAGGGCGUAAUGUACAAGGAGACAUUUCCACAUCCAAUGUAAGUGCAGAUUCUGCUUCUACCUCAAGGGUUGAUCGGAAUAUUUUUUCUUGAGUUUCCUUAUAAUUGCAAGUUCCAAACUCAUACAGGGGCUCAAGUCUUGGAUAUAGAAACAAUUCACGGAUCAUAUCAGUUAACAUGCAGGCAGUCAUUGUGUAGUGCAGCGAGUGUGUGGUACAUUGGUGCAGUCCUACUCCUAGCAUGUGCUCUUAUAGUUUGAUUGUACAAAUCUUAUUUUAGAAUAAGUGUAAAAACAUUCAGGAAUGUCGCAGGGAAAUGUUUGAUUCAAACGAUGAAAGACAAAUAUGUUGUUGUGAAUAUUUAUUAGAUAGUUAUUAUAGCUAUUAUUAUUUUUGUAGCUUUUUUGGUUGAGAUGUAUAUUUGUUUAAAUUCUAUUUUGGACCUUGGACUUUCUGUCCUUUAUUUUGCUCUGUUAAUAAAGCUUGUGACUGGUACCAGG
Molecule: messenger RNA, 3935 nt
Organism: Oncorhynchus kisutch (coho salmon)
Lineage: Eukaryota; Metazoa; Chordata; Actinopteri; Salmoniformes; Salmonidae
Product: rho-related GTP-binding protein Rho6
Exons: 5
Coding region: 173-871 (232 amino acids)
Biological process (GO): small GTPase-mediated signal transduction
Molecular function (GO): GTP binding; GTPase activity
Source: RefSeq, a predicted model, not a curated record